Molecule: messenger RNA, 1545 nt
Organism: Cyprinus carpio (common carp)
Lineage: Eukaryota; Metazoa; Chordata; Actinopteri; Cypriniformes; Cyprinidae
Product: BBSome complex member BBS5
Biological process (GO): intracellular transport; cilium assembly
Cellular component (GO): BBSome; ciliary basal body
Molecular function (GO): phosphatidylinositol-3-phosphate binding
Source: RefSeq, a predicted model, not a curated record
UCCAGCCCACCGUACUCACUGUUACCGUGGUGACGUGAAGACGCUCUGCGCUAAAUCCUCUUACACACCGACUUGAGCGUUUCAGUCAAUAUCAUCGAAGGAAAAACAUAUGUAUUUUGAUUUAAUUCCCUUCUAAAACGCUGACAGUAAGGCUCGACCAUGGCGUCGGUGUUGGACGCACUCUGGGAGGACAGAGACGUGAGAUUUGAUAUCACUCAGCAGCAGAUGAAAACCAGGCCCGGUGAAGCGCUCAUCGACUGCCUGGAUUCAAUCGAGGACACCAAGGGAAAUAAUGGGGAUAGAGGAAGACUCCUGGUGACCAAUUUGAGGAUAAUUUGGCAUUCUUUGGCACUUCCAAGAGUCAACUUGUCUGUGGGAUACAACUGCAUUAUUAAUAUCACCACAAGGACAGCAAAUUCAAAACUGAGAGGUCAGACUGAAGCGCUUUAUAUAUUAACCAAAUCUAAUAACACUAGAUUUGAGUUCAUAUUCACCAAUGUGGUCCCAGGAAGUCCAAGACUGUUUACAUCCGUCAUUGCGGUUCACAGAGCUUAUGAGACUUCCAAAAUGUAUCGGGAUCUAAAACUAAGAGGAGCUCUUAUUCAGAAUAAACAGCUGAGGCUUCUGCCACAGGAGCAGGUUUAUGACAAAAUUAAUGGAGUCUGGAACCUGUCUAGCGAUCAGGGCAAUCUUGGAACGUUUUUCAUUACUAAUGUGAGGAUAGUGUGGCAUGCCAACAUGAACGAGAGCUUCAACGUCAGCAUUCCCUAUCUGCAAAUUCGCUCAAUAAGGAUUAGAGACUCUAAAUUUGGACUUGCUCUUGUGAUUGAGAGCUCUCAGCAGACAGGAGGUUAUGUGCUGGGAUUCAAGAUCGAUCCAAUGGACAAGUUACAAGAUGCAGUGAAGGAAAUCAACUCCUUACACAAAGUGUACUCAGCAAACCCCAUUUUUGGUGUGGAAUAUGAGAUGGAAGAAAAGCCUCAGCCUCUGGAGGAGCUGACCGUAGAACAGCUGCCCGAUGACGUGGAGAUUGAGCCAGAUGAGCACACAGACGCUUUUACCGCUUAUUUUGCUGAUGGAAAUAAGCAACAUGAUCGUGAGCCGGUGUUCUCUGAAGAGCUGGGUCUGGCUAUAGAGAAAUUAAAAGAUGGAUUCACAUUACAGGGACUCUGGGAAGUCAUGGGUUAAAACGCUCAAACACUCUGUACCAUUAUAUGUAUUUUGGCAUUGCGUUGUUACAUUAUUUCAUUUUUCAUUAGCAAAAUGUCAAAAUUUUAUUUAUUUUAAGAAUAUUUAUUUGAUAUUUGAUAAUGGCAUGUUUAUAAAUCAUAUGCAAACCAAGUAAGGAAAAAAAGCUGGAAAAAAUUAAAAGUUACUUUUGUAUAAUAUUAUACACAGAAUAGUAUACACAGAAAUGGAAACAUUUAUUUAUGUAUCAGAUAUCAAAUAAUAUUUGUAUAUUAGAAACUGUAAGCUUGUUUAUGUAGAGAACUUCACAUGCUAAUUCUGCUGUUGUGUUGUAAGAAAACACAUGAUGUAGGAAAA